Messenger RNA from Ascochyta rabiei, 1644 nucleotides. RefSeq lists its product as uncharacterized. Bases 1 to 1644 code for a protein of 547 amino acids. NCBI's taxonomy places the organism in Eukaryota, Fungi, Ascomycota, Dothideomycetes, Pleosporales, Didymellaceae. The transcript has a single exon. The record is from RefSeq and is a predicted model, not a curated record.
AUGUCCUCAAACGGUAUUCCCGAAGUGUUGAUGAAAAAGGUCGAUGACUACGUCGACUCGCUCGCCCCUCAGAUUCAACCCCGCAUUGCUUCUGAACUUGAGCUCUUCCAACAGAAGACCAUCGACAGUCUUGAAACGCAAGUCAUUGAUGCCUUCCGCUCGCUUUUCAAUAAAGACAAGGCAGUCUCAUCGGACGGCAGCCGAGGCCCGUGGAAUUUGAAUGAUACAGCACCAGAUGCCUACGGCGGCCAGUCUCUUCCAUUUGCUGACGAGAUCGCCAAGUUGACGCGGAGCUUCAGCCAAAUCUCCGAUGAAGCGGGGAGUGAUUUGCGCGAUAUCUUUAACCUUACCGAGGGACGCGGUGAUACAAACCAGAAUCAGUCUCGGGAUCUCGGUGGGGAUGGCGACUUCUCCUCCAGAGCUCGUGGCUUCCUUUCCUCAGCCAUCAACGCCGUCCAAGAUAAUUUGGACAACGACGAACAAGGUUUCGGGGGCCAAAAUUUCGAGAUUGGAGGACUCCUUGGUAUAAUCAGUGGAACUAUUAAGGAGGCUUCUCAGAAUCCUGAGGAUAAGGCUCGACUCAUCAGCCCUGAGAUCAAGCAGACAGUCGGUGAUAACCUACGCAUGCAGCACGCACCCAUUGCGGAGCAGUUUACCCGUAUAGCGCUAGAUCACAUCAAACGCUGGCUACGCGGAAACACAACCACACGUGAUCUUGGAGACGGUGCCAAGGCUGAGAUUGCAGACCAAGUAGGCGUUCUGGUGAAGGGUCUUGGUGGUUUGUUCGGGAACAAAAAAGCUAGCAAUGAGAGCUCGGACAGAAGCUUCGGGGAGUCGGGUCGUGAUGGUCAAGAGCAAGGCAGUGGAGGCUUUUCUAGCGUGAUCAGUGAGAAACUCAGCACGGGUCUGGCUAAGGUCCAUAGGGAAGUCCGCCUGGAGUUCCGCAAAGUACUCGGUGAGAUCGAGAAGCAGCUGUUCGAACUGUUGCCCGAUCAAUUUCAGGGUCCGUUGGAGAAGAUCCUCGGCGGCAAUCCUUUCGACUCGCAACUCGAUCGCGACGCAUCUGGUCAAGCGGACCGUGGGUUUAGCGAUGACAUCAAGGCCAAGCUCCUUAACAAGAUCCGCGCUCUUGUGCAGAAGGUCCAGGAAACGCUGCGAGAGAGCAUCUUGGGUGUUGUCAAUGGGGGUCAUCGCAAGUUCGAGCGUGAGAGCUGGGUCUUCGUGCAGGCUAUGGUAGAGCAGAAGGUCCAGAGAUACCUGCCUGAUGUGAAGAUCAACGUGCCAGAUGAUAUCGGAAACGAGAAUGUCAGUGUGGGAACACCAACUUCAAGUACGCAGACGGGUUGGGGGAACCAGGCUUUCACCCCACCAGCGGAAUAUCGUCCGGACCCCCAACGAAAUACCUAUAGUGAGCAAGGGUCUGGCCAACAGGGAUACAACAAUUCUCCGCAAUACCAUGAUGGGCCGAGUCAGUCCUACCCAGACCAUCCGUCUGAGCAGUACCCCUCCGGAGGUUAUCAAACUGAACACAAUGUGCCACACCAGCAAAGCUACCCUCAGCAAAGCUAUCCUCAGCAAGACUACUCUCAGCAGGAGUAUCGUGGUAAUGAUUCUACUCCACACAACUACGAGCGCCGGUACUAG